Messenger RNA from Rhododendron vialii, 2234 nucleotides. Its product is annotated as heat shock 70 kDa protein-like. The record is from RefSeq and is a predicted model, not a curated record. Gene Ontology annotation, biological process: cellular response to unfolded protein; protein refolding. The coding region runs from base 132 to 2072 and encodes 646 amino acids. Lineage: Eukaryota; Viridiplantae; Streptophyta; Magnoliopsida; Ericales; Ericaceae. The transcript is spliced from 2 exons. Gene Ontology annotation, cellular component: cytoplasm. Gene Ontology annotation, molecular function: ATP hydrolysis activity; heat shock protein binding; ATP-dependent protein folding chaperone.
AAAAUGGGAAACAAAGCAAAAUGAUUCUCCAUUACACGAAGGAAUCCCGGGAUGGUAAAGCAAAAUUAUUCUCCAUUAACACUCUCACUCCCUAUCAAACAAAGGGUACUAAUAGUUCCAUUUAAAAAACAAUGGCUACUGGUAGUUCCAUUUCAGAAACAACAAUGGCUACUAGUAACAAGGCAAUCGGGAUCGACCUCGGCACGAAGUCCAGCUGCGUGGGGGUGUGGCAUAACGACCGAGUCGAAAUCAUCCCGAACGACCAAAGCAACCGGACCACCCCUUCCUACGUUGCCUUCACUGACACCGAGCGCCUGGUUGGCGACACGGCCAGAUAUCAAGUCGCCAUGAACCCACGAAACACCGUUUUCAACGUCAAACGCCUCAUCGGCCGGCGGUUCUCCGACCCCUCCGUCCAAUCCUACAUCAAACUCUGGCCCUUCAAAGUUACUCCGGGUCCUAGCGACAAACCCAUGAUCGUCGUCAACUUCGAAGGCGAGGAGAAGAAAUUCUCAGCCGAACAAAUAUCGAGCAUGGUCUUGGUGAAGAUGAGGGAAACGGCGGAGAAUUAUCUGGGGCAAUCGGUGAAAGACGCCGUGAUUACAGUACCGGCGUAUUUCAACGGUGCACAGCGGCAAGCGACAAAGGACGCCGGAGCAAUUGCGGGUAUGAAUGUCGUGAGGAUUAUUAACGAGCCGACCGCGGCUGCGAUUGCGUACGGCUUGAACAAGGGUUCAAGAAAAGGGGAGCAGAAUGUGCUGAUUUUUGACUUGGGGGGAGGGAGUACUGAUGUUACGAUUUUGACAAUCGAAGAGGGGAUUUUUGAAGUGAAAGCUACGGCGGGGGAUACCCACUUGGGUGGGGUGGAUUUCGAUAGCAGAGUGGUGAAUCAUUUCGUGGCGGAGUUUAAACGGAAGCACAGGAAGGAUAUGAGCGGAAAUGCGAGGGCGUUGAUGCGGUUGAGAAACGCUUGUGAGAGAGCGAAACAGACUCUAUCGUCGGCUACUCAUACAAUGAUGGAGCUCGAAUCGUUAUACGAAGGGAUCGAUUUUUACCCCACAAUUACUCGGGCGAGGUUCGAGGAAUUGAACAUGGAUUUGUUUAGAAAGUGCAUGGAGCCGGUGGAGAAAUGCCUUCGCGAUGGGAGAAUCGAUAAGAGUUCGGUUCGUGAGGUUGUCCUUGUGGGUGGGUCCACCCGGAUUCCGAAGAUACAACAAUUACUGCAGGAUUUCUUCAAUGGGAAAGAGCUAUGUAAGAGUAUUAACCCAGAUGAGGCCGUGGCAUACGGGGCGGCGAUACAGGCGGCGAUUUUAAACGGCCAAGGGAAUGAGAAGGUGCAGGACUUAUUAUUGCUUGAUGUAACGCCGUUUAGUUUGGGGUUCGAAACGGCAGGUGGGGUAAUGAGAGUUGUGAUCCCAAGAAACUCGUCGAUUCCAACUAAGAAGGAGGGCAUUCUCUCGACGUUUAUGGAUAAUCAGCCGGGGGUUUUGAUUCAGGUUUAUGAAGGGGAAAGAACGAGGACUAGGGAUAAUAAUCUGUUGGGGGAAUUUGAGUUGACUGGAAUCCCCCCUGCGCCUAGGGGGGUUCCGCAGAUCAAAGUGCUUUUCGACAUAGAUACGAAUGGAAUUUUGACCGUGAUGGUGGAGGAGGGGACGACGGGGGUGAAGAAUAAGAUUACGAUUAACGAUAAAGGGAGGUUAAGUGAGGAGGAGAUUAAGAAGAUGGUGAGGGAGGAGGAGAGGUACAAGUUGGAGGACGAAAAGGUGAAGAGGAUGGCGGAGGUGAGGAAUGCGUUCGAGAAUUACGUUUUCCCAUUACAUGAAGAGGUGUGUGUCUUGAAGAAUCAAGUUGAGAUACUGAAGGAUGUGUGCCAAAGACAGGAGAAUCAGAUUGAGACCUUUAAGGACUUGUGCCAGAGGCAAGAGGAGAAGAUAUGUGCAUAUGACAGAAAGUUUGAAAAAUACUCCAAAUUGAUAGAUGACCAAGCCACGACGAUUAAGCAGCUAGAGGCGGCCAUUACGUGUGCAUAUAUGUUGGUGGAAGGUCGCGUUGGGGCAAGCUCUUCUCAGUGACUUACUUUUGCUUGUGUAUGAGGUACUUGACUUGCCGUAAUCUCAUUUUUAGUUCAUUAGUGGUGAUCUAGAACUUCUAGUACUUUAAUAGUCGUAACGGUUGUUUUUAAGAAUUCUUUUUGCAUGAUAGUCUAAUACUAGCAUGGCAUCUUAUUACCACAA